AUCCAAUCCCAAUGCCGUCUUCGACAGCUGACGCCCCCGCAUCGCAACUUCGCGUGCGUGUAGACUCAUUGUCUGGGGUUUCCGCGAACGCGAUCGUAUGUCUUGAUACGGGUCGUGAACGGCGACAAGGUCGUACUGGGGCGGAAUAUGUUUUUACUGGGGGACCACAAGUGCAGCACGUGGCGGUCGAAAUUUUGCAGCCCGUUGCUCGAAAAGUUUUUCCUAUUGCACAGCUAUUGCCGUAUCAAGAAGCGAAUCCACGAGAAGAAACCGGUCGUGGGGAAGGAACUGAUGCCUCAGAGAAACGAGAACUGGAUAUUCAACACGUUGACGCUGCUGCGCCAACACCAACGGCAGAGGACUCAGAAGUCGCCAAUGUUGUUGAUGAUGAUGAUGAUGAAUUAUCCAAGACUGCGCCUGCGCUACAACCAAUAGUUACACCAAAAGAAGCAGAAGGUGGAACAGAGCGGCCACCAGUCCCCAGCGAAAUCGACGCGGAUGCUCAAGAAGUGGAUGCAACAGCAGAUGCGGACGCAUCAACUGCUAUCGCUCCGCAAGAGGAUGACGAAAGAGCAGGACUGUCAUCAAGUAAGAGAAGUGUUACAAUCGGGGCAGUCGUUGAAGAAUUCGAGCCAAUUUUAGGUCAGUCAGUCGCCUUGACUGACGACAUUGCGGUUCAUCUCACCUGCAGCAGUACCAGCUCGCCUUUUGCGCAGUCGUCGAAGCGCAAUACAGCAGCAUGUAAAAGCAAGGUCCUCGACAGUCGUCGCGCGACUCUGCAGAAGUCCCUCGCAUAUGUUAGAGGAGCUGACGUGCAAAAAAUGUUGAAGGAAAUUCUAAUCGAGUUAUUGCAAAAGCAGCCAGCAGACCCACGCAGCUUUCUAGCAAAGUACCUCUCCACAUCAACUAGUGGCUGCACUGGUGCUUUAUACUCGUCUGCGAGGAGCGCUACGUCGGCAGAUAAGACUACGACUUCGCAGCUCUCGCGAACCGUCGAGACAACCUACGAAGCACAGACGACCGGAGGGGAUUUCCAUUCUAGCCAACGAGCUGACUUACUAGAACAAACUACCGAGGAGGCAGAGCUGCGGGAGAAGUUGUCCAGAUUGCAGACAAAGAUAGCUUCGCUUGAGGGAGAACUCUUCGUGAACGCAGACACUGCUGGAAAAGGUGGGACAGAGCAGGAAGCUUUUCCUUCGGAAGGAGGCGGAGACGAAGGAGCUUCUGAGCCGCCGCUUUCUCCCGGGGAAUCGAGAAGAGUACUCCUUUUGGUUUUGCUUGCCUAUUUUCCACGCCGCCCUACAUCAUAAUUCUUCACCGUCAUACUGGAGGCGUUUUAAUUCUAGAGAACAUGCGUAUGCGACAUGUUCCUGUUCCUCAACUUUACUCAGCGGAAGCCUGGUCCUUUAAUCUCCGAGAUGACUUGCGAAGACAAGAAUACCGCAGCUGCAGUUCGUGAUCUAGCAAAGCUCCAUGAGUCAUAUGAGAAGACGAUGCAAACUUUACUAGAGCGCAAGAUGACGGGGGAUGUCCUGCUUGUUGAGGAUGGUACUUCAUAGUCCUCCUUGAGUAGUUGUUUCUGACCUGUACAUCUACAUGUAAGGCACUCUUCAGAGAACGCGACUUUGUUUUGGAUCGAUUUGUCUUCUAAGUUAGCUCGAUCAUUAAGGAUACUCAGCACGAAGAAACAUAUUUCCAAAUGGACGACAUAGACAACUAACGAACAGCAUUUCGUAGAUCUUCUAUCUAAGUUGUACCACACUCCAGUGACAAUAACGUGUUGUUGUAGUUGUAGCAUGGGGUCUCAUUAAAAGGCGCAAAAGGAAAGGUGUGGUUCGUACAUAAGAUAUCCAUGGUGCCUCCAGAAACAAGACAAUCUCAGCAGGUGUGACUCCGCGCGACGGUGAAGUGGCUGCGGCAGUCGUCGAUUCCGUGUACAAAACGCUGGAGACCGAGGAAAUACGGAGCAAUUCGCCUUCAGUUGCAAAUUUGGAUGAUGUUGCUUCAGAACUAACCCAAACUCUCAUAUCUACCGGGGGACUGCUCUGCUACACAGGAUGAUCUUGCAAAGGACCCGGACCCUUUCGGAUUCGGGGUCUAAUUUUUUCAAACAGUUCUUCUUUUUUUUUACUUAUAAUUUUUCUAUUCUGCACCAAGAAACGUAACCAAAAAAUGAUGAUAAACAUCAAAGUAAAGCUAAAGUGGGAGUAGAUGAAACUAGUAGGGCGGCCUAGACCAACGGUGAGAAAAAUAAAGUGAACGAAACUUCGAUGUGGUGUCAGUACUUCGAUGGAUGCAACUUUUUGAAGCGGCUUUGCUGUUUCAUCGAUUCUCAGCCUUUUACAGGCGUAACCACGGUCCAAGCUGCGCCUGGCCCUGGUGUCCUCUGGUAUGUAAGUUGAAUCCUAUUUUUUUAGUAUCAAACAAACUCGAGAAAGCACUUUGCACGAGAUUUUCGAAUUUUCAAGUCGCAGUUGAGAAUGCUAACUAGAAUGACUAGCACUGUACGUAGGCAACAGCUGCUGCCUCGAGAAAUGGAAAGCGGAAAAGGCACUGAUGAAGUAACGUCUCAAUGAUGAAUACUAGUUAAAAUCUUUCAGAACAAGAACUCGG
Messenger RNA from Amoebophrya sp. A25, 2613 nucleotides. The record is from the annotation of a GenBank genome assembly. Lineage: Eukaryota; Dinophyceae; Syndiniales; Amoebophryaceae.